AUGAGAAUUUUUUUGGGACUUCAAAACAAAAGAACAGCUAAUGGUCCUUUGCAAGUCAUGAAUUUUAAUAAACGAAAAAGACCUAUCGUGAUAAGUAUAGUAGUGAUAGCGAUACUAUUAGUACUCACAAAGCUAUUAACUUUACCUAAAUCGAGUGAGAAUUUCCAGAAAGUGUUUCAAAACAUUCCUAAUGAAAAUAUUCUAGGGAUCUCUAAAUUGAUUUAUAACGAGAAUGAAAAGACACAAGAUGAGUUUUUGAAUAAAUUAGAAAGAUUAAACAAGAAGUUGAUUGCUAAACAAGAUGAGAGAUUGAUCCAUUUGGAAAAAAUGAACGAAAAUCUCGUUAAUCAGAUUCGAAUAUUGAAAAAUCAAAAUCCAAACCUUUCAUUAAGAGAUAAAUUGAUAUACUUAUAUCCAUACGAGUCUGACGCGAGAUUUCCAGCGUACAUAUGGCAGACUUGGAAACAUGGUUUAAACGAUGAGAAUUUUGGCACGAAAUACAAGGAAGGAGAACAGCAAUGGGCGUAUAAGAAUCCUGGCUUUGUUCAUGAAAUUUUUAAUGAUGAUACCGCUCAUACCGUCAUUAAGUAUUUGUACAAUUCGGUGCCAGAGAUCAUUAAAGCCUAUGAGUUAAUGCCAGAAAUCAUUUUGAGAAUGGACUUUUUCCGUUAUUUAAUUCUCUACGCUAAGGGUGGAGUUUAUGCAGACAUUGAUACAUAUCCAUUACAACCAGUCCCUAAUUGGAUUCCAGAAAAUGUAUCACCUCUGGAACUCGGAAUGAUUAUUAGCGUUGAGACUGAUUCGAAUCUGAAUAACUGGAGACAAGAAUUAGCACGUAGACUACAAUUUGGUCAAUUCAUAAUGCAAGCUAAACCAGGCCAUCCUAUUUUAAGGGAAAUUAUAAGCCGAAUCACCGAGAAAACGUUAAAAUUGAACUUAAAAGAGGAAGAAAUCCCGAAUGAUUUAAAAUUGUCUGGUAGUUCCAAUCAAAAGACAUUGAAAAUAUUAAAAUGGACUGGUAGUGGAAUUUGGACUGAUGUGAUAAUGAAUUAUUUUAAUAACUACAUACAAAGUUCAAUUUAUCAAAAAAUUACAUGGCAAGAAUUCCAUGAUUUGACAAUUCCAAAGCUUGUUAGUGAUGUGUUAGUUUUGCCUAUAGGUUCGUUUGCGUCCCAAUUAGAAAUCCCAAAGAACGGAAAAAUCAAUGAUCCUUUGGCAUUUGCCAAACAUUAUUCUUCCAAAAUUUGGAAAACUACAUAG
This is a messenger RNA of Debaryomyces tyrocola, 1260 nucleotides long. The record is from the annotation of a GenBank genome assembly. NCBI's taxonomy places the organism in Eukaryota, Fungi, Ascomycota, Pichiomycetes, Serinales, Debaryomycetaceae.